This is a messenger RNA of Lasiosphaeria miniovina, 1125 nucleotides long. Its product is annotated as Maf1 regulator-domain-containing protein. Gene Ontology annotation, biological process: negative regulation of transcription by RNA polymerase III. Gene Ontology annotation, molecular function: RNA polymerase III core binding. The record is from RefSeq and is a predicted model, not a curated record. Bases 1 to 1125 code for a protein of 374 amino acids. The transcript has a single exon. NCBI's taxonomy places the organism in Eukaryota, Fungi, Ascomycota, Sordariomycetes, Sordariales, Lasiosphaeriaceae. Gene Ontology annotation, cellular component: nucleus.
AUGGUGGUCACCUACGACGAGAUCGCUGCGAGUUUGCUAACGAAACAACCCCAGUUCCUAUCUCUCCCGUCAUUCGACGUCGUCACCAGCGCGCUCAACUUCGACACGCCAGACUGCCAUGUGACUGGUAGCUGUGACCUGUACACCACAAAGGCGGCAGGUUCGGACAAGAAGCUCUACAAGAAUAUUCAGCAGUCGCUCGAGACGCAACACGCCGCUCUACUCAAGCUUGGCAAGUCGCUGUCCCCGCCCCAGCGCGAGUCAAUGGCUGCGAGUCUCAACCUCAACCGCUCGUCGCCAUUCGGCUCCCUGGAAGAAGUUGCGAACCGUCGCACGUUCGCGUAUCUGAUUGCGACACUCAAUGCAUCACAUCCGGACUACGACUUCUCGCAUGUUCUGCGCCCUGCAGACUUCAGGCGCGAGCGCAUACUCCGUCGGGUCAUGAGUCACAUUGAUAGUACACUACGAAGCGUGCGCCCGACGUCAACCUUUCUCGAUUCCGCCAUACCACGAAGCUCUCCUGCCAAUGGCACAAGCUUUAGCAUCUCAGCCGCGCCGUCUUGGGGUCCUCAGAUGUGGUCGUUCAUCGACAAGGAAAUGACGCUGAAGGACUGCACCGCCUUCUCAUACCAACCAGCCGAUGACCCCUUUGACGAAGAAGAGGGCGCUAUCUGGGCAUUGCACUAUUUCUUCUUCAACAAGACGCUCAAGCGCGUGUGCUACCUCUACGUGCGGGGUGUGCCGGUCAUGAGCCAUAGUCCCCGCCUUCAACCCCACUCGGUCCUGUCGCGGAGAGCCGGACUGUCGCGGCGCGGUACAGAGGGGUCGGAUGAUAUGGGCACGACUAAGAAUGCGCAGUACUGGCUCGGCGACAGGUUCACGGGCCGUGUCACUACUAGCGACGAUGACAUGGACGGCGACGACGGAUUAAUAUGGAACCGCGACGCCGACGGCGAUCUGAACGUACCGUACGACGACGAUGACGACUACAGCUUUGAGGAAGAGGAGAGCCUUGAUGAUCAGACGGAGCCGGAUACCGAGAGCGAGGGCAAAGGCAAGCGGGUUCAGAGCCCCGUUCACGGUGUGAGCGAGGAUGUGGCGUCGAGAAUGGAGAUCGAUGUCUAA